UCAAAAGCUGUUGUAAGAGGACGUUUAGGUUAAUAGCCAAAUUUUAGAAAUCUAAUUUAAAGGUCCAGCCUUCCCUACCAAUAUCUGCUGCUUGUGAGUAACAUUACAUGCCCAUGGGUAAGCGAAAGCUUUCUCCUAUUCUUAAGAGAGCAAUUUUAUCUUAAGAAGCAUGUUGUCUCAGAAGUUUGAUCAGCUCAGUGUCAUUUAGCACACUUCUCAUGACUUCUGGGUCGCCUGCCUCAUAUAAGUCUUUGCUUUUCUCCACGAAGCUGAGGCCUGUAAUCAGUUGGAUGAACUCAUCUUUCUUGUUUUCAACAAUUUUUGCGAACAUCUUGUUACUCAACAUAAUCUUGAAUUGACCUUUAGCUUGAUUGUUCAGCAUCGUUGAGAAUAAAGAGCAAAGGCGAGAUAUACAGUGCUUCUUGUCCUCAGGUGAUAAGUCAGAUAAGGACUCAAUAAAAGCAGUCAGGGAUGGCUCUACCUGUGAUAGAGUAUUCGACUUCUGCUCCUCAGAGCUAGGCUCAGGAGGACUAUUCACUGAAGCACCUAUUUUUAGUACGUCAUCGAUAGGAGAUUUUAGGGAUGUUUCUUCCUCAAUUUUAGGGUUGGAGUCUUGAGGGUCAUUCACAUCCUUUGUCUCUUCUUCCUGGCCUUCAUCUUCCUUCUUGUCUCCAUCCGGUGUGACAGUUUCCUUCUUGCUAUCCUCUUGGUCACCAAUAAGGAAUUUGUUUAGGCUCUCGAUCUUUGUCUCAUCUUUCUUAAUCUCUUCUUGUCUGGAUUUGAUAUGUGAAGAAGUAGCCAAGUUUUGUGUCUUGGUCAGGAAACCAGCAGCUCCUGUGUUCACAGGAGGGAGAUUUGGUAGAUCCUUGGGCUUCUCAUCCUCGCUCGAUCCAAGCUUACUACUAAGCUUGUUUAGGGCCAGGGAAAGAGUGGUGAAACAAGAUGACAUGUUCUUGUUCAUUGUCUUCAUUUCUCUCAUAACUUCGCUGUUGUUUUCCUGUGCAUGUCUUAAGAACUUAUUCAUGCUCUCACAAAGUUCUGUGGUAGGCUCCUUCUUGUCAUCAGAGUCGUUACUUCCAGUGACGGAUUGUCGUAGGUUGUUGUUCUUGUUGGCACUGCCUAGGAAUCUUCCUUUGGCUCCUUUGAUCUGGAGACUGAUGGGUUCAUUGAGAGAUUGAGAGUUUCUCCUCUGAAAAUCCUCAUCAUGAUCAGACUUAACCAUUCUGUUGUCCAUUGCUUUUGAAAUAAUCAUCUUGACAUCUGCCUCGGUGAGCAUUUUAGACUUAAGCAUGGCAUUCUCUUCCUGAAGUUCGUUGAUUUUUGCCUGAAGAGAGUUGACGCUCUGCUCUUGGAAGUCCUUCAUGCACUCGAAAACCAUCUUUUCUUUCUUAUCCUUGAUAUUGUUGAUAAGGUAGGAGAUACCUAUAGAGGAAACAGCUGAGAUUGCUCCUAUAUUCACUGCAUUCAUCAGGGAAGAUCCCCUAGCCGAACUUCGAGGUGGAGGAGGAUGGUAUCCUCCUCCAGUUGAAGGGGGAUAGGAUCCUCCUCCAAUUGAAGGGACUGUAUAACUUGGUUGAGCUAGCUGGUUUGAUGUGGUGUUUAUAACUUUGGCCUCUUCCUUCUGUUCAUUCUUCUUGUUCAUCCUGUUUAGAGCCUCACUGAGUUCUUCUUCUGUCAUCUUGCUUUUCAAAUAGCUGAUCUUCUCAUCUUGAUUCACAUUUUCUAUCUUAUUGUUUCGUAAGAAGUCGACUGCCCUUUUAAUUCUAUCUUCGCUCAUUUUUGAUAAAAGUCGU
Messenger RNA from Moneuplotes crassus, 1793 nucleotides. The record is from the annotation of a GenBank genome assembly. NCBI's taxonomy places the organism in Eukaryota, Ciliophora, Spirotrichea, Euplotida, Euplotidae.